Molecule: messenger RNA, 681 nt
Organism: Impatiens glandulifera
Lineage: Eukaryota; Viridiplantae; Streptophyta; Magnoliopsida; Ericales; Balsaminaceae
Exons: 3
Coding region: 42-494 (150 amino acids)
Source: RefSeq, a predicted model, not a curated record
UUCAGUUCUUUUAACGUGUAAUUAUUUAUCAGCAGGAUUACAUGACUUAUUGGAGAAAUACCCAUGUCCCGGAGUUUGGAAGCUGGGAAUAUUGCAACAAUGAGGACGACCUUCCACCAUUCACUCAAUGUUUCGAGACAGCCAGGCAGCCUUCUGGGCUUUCUUUUCCUAUCUACACAUCUCAUUCCAAAGAUCGGGAUCUCUAUCAGAAUGCCGUCAUUGUCGUGCCACGACACAGUCACAGGGGGAAAGGGCGUUAUGGGUACCAGAAAGAGAAAGAAUAUACUAGAAACAAAGAUAGGAGAAGGUGGGUGGAGUGUGACGCCGUGAAAUUUGCGCCGCCUCCGCCACCUCCGUCUGUUCCUAGGAGGGUACGACCGAUGGCUGUGGAUGAAGAUCUUUAUAAGAUUUCGCCGGAGCUCCUCUAUGCCAAACCUAAAAAGAAAAGGAUGGGCUUUCUAUCAAGCUGCUUGUUUCCAAGUUGUCAUGUAUGAACAAGGAAGAUGAAGAAGUUAAGUAAAGUGAUAACACCAUUGAAGAAGAAGAAGAGUACAAGGAAGAGGAGUCUACUUUUAUAGUAUAAUAUGAAUGUUUUUUUUUUUGUAGCAUUUGGUUAAUUUAAGCUUCUAAUUUCAUUUUGGAAUCAUAUAAAACUCAGCAUUAUGUGGUUUCUCAACAAAA